AUGGGAUCCAUUCCUGCUGACAUAAUCAGACUUUUAGAAGACUGUGAGCUGUACGUGUCGAGUAUCCUUCAGGAUGAAGACCUCGGUGAACACGCUAAGGAAACGAGGGAUAUCUUGCUGAGGAACUUUCGUGUCGUCCACAACAGGUAAAGUCUGUCAGCGCCUCACUCCCUUCACUCGCAACAUGAGGACAGUUCGGACGACAACCACAGCUCCAGCCUGGGCCGCUCUGCUCCCUCUGACGACAUGUCGGUGGCGUCCGACUACCAGGAGGAUGUCGCCCAGGAGUAUGCUGAAGAAAUUCCUGCAGUCGCAGUCCAGGAGCUGAGCAACAUUUUGAAGCAAGGCUACCUGGACAAGAAAAGACGUGACCACAGCUUCUUUGGGUCAGAGUGGCAAAAACGAUGGUGCGUCCUUAACAACACCAUAUUCUACUACUUCGGGAGUGAGAAAGACAAGCAGCAAAAAGGUUCAUUUUACAUUAAUGGCUACAGAGCGGAAAUGGCUCCCAAUUUACGCAAAGAUGCCAAGAAGAAUUCCUGCUUUGAGAUGACUGCCCCUGGAAGACGCUCCUACCAGUUCACUGCCAGCAGUCCCCGUGAGGCCAGGGAGUGGGUGGACCAGAUUAAUUUCGUUCUAAAGGACCUGAGCUCCAAUUUCAUCCCAUUCGAUGAUGACGAGGAAGAGGAAGAGCAGGGCGAGGAAGACAUGUACGACGACAUCGACAGGUCGACCACGCCUCCCCCCCGUCCUGCUCAGGUGUCUGCCGGAGCCCUGGGCCCCGCGGCGGCACCGUCGCCGGCUCUUUCUGCCCACAGCAGGCAGGGCGAGUGGAGGAGCCAGUCUGGGGGUGGGACUGGUGAGGAAGAAGACGAUGAAGACAUUUACGAAGUGCUUCCAGAGGAGGACUUUUCAGACCACUCCGAGGAGAGCAGUGAGAGGAGCCAAAAAACAGAUUAUGCCAAUUACUACCAGGGCCUGUGGGACUGUGAAGCAGAUGAGCCCGACGAACUGCCCUUUCAGAGGGGAGAUGUCAUCUACAUCAUCAGCAAGGAAUACAACAUCCACGGCUGGUGGAUUGGGGAGCUGGACGGUGCCAUUGGUAUUGUCCCCAAAGACUUCUUACACCCUGCCUACAUCAUCUGA
This is a messenger RNA of Chanos chanos (milkfish), 1146 nucleotides long. It is a transcript of the gene skap1, whose product is annotated as src kinase associated phosphoprotein 1. The transcript is spliced from 11 exons. Gene Ontology annotation, cellular component: plasma membrane; cytoplasm. Lineage: Eukaryota; Metazoa; Chordata; Actinopteri; Gonorynchiformes; Chanidae. The record is from RefSeq and is a predicted model, not a curated record. Gene Ontology annotation, molecular function: protein binding.